AUGUAUCGUUCAAUGCGUCGAUUGCCGCGACGCCUUCCGAUUGCUCCUACUGUUUCCUUGCGGGCAUUACGAUCUUUCACAUGCGGUUAUCCUCGGAUGACGCCUGUUAACCCUCCCGUAUCCACCACCCUCCCCUCAGACGCGUACCAGCUGCUGUCCACCCAAGAAAAAGCUGGUGCCGCUGAAGAUGCGCUCUACGAACAACAAAUUCGCGAUGUGGAAGCAUGGUGGAGGUCGCCUCGCUACGAAGGCAUCAAGCGUCCCUACACAGCGGCGGACGUCGUGAGCAAGCGUGGCUCUUUGCAACAAACAUACCCUAGCUCGUUGAUGGCGCGGAAGCUUUUCAAUCUUCUCAAUGAGCGAGCGGCUGCUGGUCAGCCCGUUCAUACCAUGGGAGCUAUUGACCCCGUACAAAUGACACAGCAAGCGCCCAACCAAGAGAUUCUCUACGUUUCUGGCUGGGCUUGCUCUUCACUCUUGACGAGUACCAAUGAGGUAUCCCCCGAUUUCGGCGAUUAUCCCUACAACACUGUGCCGAACCAGGUGCAGCGCCUGUUCAAGGCGCAGUCGAUGCACGACCGUAAGCAGUGGGAUGCCAGGCGCAAAAUGACUGCCGAGGAGCGCAAAUCUACGCCUUACACUGAUUAUUUGCGACCAAUUGUUGCGGAUGGUGAUACUGGCCACGGUGGUCUAUCGGCCGUUCUCAAACUCGCCAAGCUCUUCGCAGAGAAUGGUGCUGCCGCCGUUCACUUCGAGGAUCAGUUGCAUGGUGGCAAAAAGUGCGGGCAUCUUGCAGGCAAAGUGCUCGUCCCAAUGGGCGAACACAUCAACCGACUGGUCGCUGCUCGCUUCCAGUGGGAUAUGAUGGGCUGUGAGAACUUGGUUAUUGCCCGAACCGACUCCGAGAGCGGUAAACUCAUCAGCAGCGCUAUCGAUGUUCGUGAUCACGAAUUCAUCCUUGGUGUCGCGGAAGAUGUGGAGCCUUUGGCCGAGACUCUUCAGGCCAUGGAGCGAGAGGGCGCAUCGCCUAAGGAAAUUGACGCAUAUGAGCUCGAGUGGGUCAAGAAGCACAAGCUUGUGACCCUCGACGAAGCUGUCGACGCCCACCUUGAAUCAGAGGGAGCUCCCCAGUCUUCCCGGGAUGCCUACAAGGCCUAUGUCAAAAGCAAUCCCGACCUCUCCUUCUCUCGCCGCCGUGCCCUAGCAAACGACUACGCCAAGACGCCCGUUGUCUGGUCGUGUGAUAGCCCGCGUACUCGUGAGGGCUUCUACCACUACCGUGCAGGAUUCCCUGCUGCCACCAAGCGCGCGAAGGAAUUCGCUCCCUACGCGGAUCUCCUCUGGGUCGAGACCGGUGAUCCUAAUGUCGAGAAGGCCGGAACACUAGCUGGCGACGUGCGCGCAGCAUAUCCCGGCAAGAAGCUUGUCUACAACCUCAGCCCUUCAUUCAACUGGAUGGCCCAUGGAUUUGAUGAGGCCUCGCUCAAGUCUUUCGUUUGGGAUAUCGCCAAGCAAGGAUUCGUUCUCCAACUCAUUUCUCUGGCUGGUUUGCACAGCAACGCCACUAUCACAACCGAACUGUCCCGCGCGUUCAAGGACGAGGGAAUGUUGGCUUACGUCCGUCUUGUCCAGGCUCGCGAAAAGGAGCUCGGCGUCGACGUCCUCACCCACCAGAAGUGGAGUGGUGCCCCAUACAUGGAUAGUAUUAUGGGUGCUAUCCAGAGUGGAAGCAGCAGCAGCAAGAGCAUGGGCGAGGGUAACACCGAGAAAGAUUUCUGA
Penicillium bovifimosum is the source of this 1779-nucleotide messenger RNA. Its product is annotated as methylisocitrate lyase ICL2. The record is from RefSeq and is a predicted model, not a curated record. Gene Ontology annotation, molecular function: methylisocitrate lyase activity; isocitrate lyase activity. Bases 1 to 1779 code for a protein of 592 amino acids. The transcript is spliced from 6 exons. Gene Ontology annotation, cellular component: mitochondrial matrix. Lineage: Eukaryota; Fungi; Ascomycota; Eurotiomycetes; Eurotiales; Aspergillaceae.